ACAUUUGAAGCUAAAAUUCACCACUUGGAGACGAGGCUUAGCCGAAAGCCCCGUGAAGGAACUGCUGAACUGGAGUACUUUGUCCGCUGUGAAGUCCACAGCUCUGACCUCAAUACUUUCAUUAGCUCCAUCAAGAGGGUAGCAGAAGAUGUGAGGACCACUAAGGAAGACAAAUUUCACUGGUUUCCUAGAAAAAUCUGUGAAUUGGACAAGUGCCACCAUUUGGUCACCAAGUUUGACCCUGAUUUGGAUCUGGAUCACCCGGGCUACUCUGACCAAGUAUAUCGCCAGAGAAGGAAAUCGAUAGCAGAAAUUGCAUUUCACUAUAAGCACGGGGACCCAAUCCCUCAUGUGGAGUACACGGCGGAGGAGAUAGCUACCUGGAAGGAGGUGUACAGCACCUUGAAGAGCCUGUACCCAACCCAUGCCUGCAAGGAGUACCUUGAAGCUUUCAAUCUACUGGAGAAAUUCUGUGGCUACAACGAGAACAACAUCCCUCAGCUGGAGGAGGUCUCCCGCUUCCUGAAAGAGAGGACCGGCUUCCAGCUCCGGCCGGUAGCUGGCUUGCUGUCGGCGCGGGACUUCCUCGCCAGCCUGGCCUUCCGUGUCUUCCAGUGCACGCAGUACAUCCGCCACGCGUCCUCGCCCAUGCACUCCCCUGAGCCGGAUUGCUGUCAUGAGCUUCUGGGGCACGUCCCAAUGCUGGCUGACAAGACGUUUGCCCAGUUCUCUCAGGACAUUGGGCUGGCAUCUCUGGGUGCAACGGAUGAAGAAAUUGAGAAACUUGCAACACUUUACUGGUUUACGGUGGAGUUUGGGCUCUGCAGACAGAACGGGAUAGUCAAAGCCUACGGAGCCGGGCUCCUCUCUUCUUAUGGGGAGCUCAUACACUCCUUGUCAGAUGAACCAGAGGUGCGGGACUUUGACCCUGAUGCUGCUGCCGUUCAGCCCUACCAGGACCAGAACUAUCAGCCCGUAUAUUUUGUGUCUGAGAGCUUCAGCGAUGCCAAAAGUAAACUGAGGAGCUAUGCGGCACACAUCAAGCGUCCCUUCUCGGUGAAAUAUGAGCCCUACACCCACAGCAUUGAGCUCCUGGACAGCCCUCAGACGAUCUGUCACUCCCUGGAAAGCGUAAGGGAUGAGCUUCACUCACUGAUUAACGCGCUCAAUGUUAUCAGUUAAUAUGAGAACUGGGCUCUUUCCUUCCUCUUUUCCCUCAAAACUGCCUGCUCUGCCCUUGCCUAGUUCCCAGCUGAUAAUUCCUACCUGUCUUCUCCAAACAUUUGCACCACUGCCUGUCACCACGCCACCCAACCAGCUUUCUACUUU
Eurypyga helias (sunbittern) is the source of this 1329-nucleotide messenger RNA. It is a transcript of the gene TH, whose product is annotated as tyrosine hydroxylase. Gene Ontology annotation, cellular component: perikaryon; axon; cytoplasm. Gene Ontology annotation, biological process: dopamine biosynthetic process from tyrosine. Lineage: Eukaryota; Metazoa; Chordata; Aves; Eurypygiformes; Eurypygidae. Gene Ontology annotation, molecular function: tyrosine 3-monooxygenase activity; iron ion binding. The record is from RefSeq and is a predicted model, not a curated record. The transcript has 11 exons. The annotation marks the transcript as partial.